This is a messenger RNA of Neoarius graeffei (lesser salmon catfish), 3290 nucleotides long. It is a transcript of the gene sim2, whose product is annotated as SIM bHLH transcription factor 2. The record is from RefSeq and is a predicted model, not a curated record. Bases 172 to 2382 code for a protein of 736 amino acids. Lineage: Eukaryota; Metazoa; Chordata; Actinopteri; Siluriformes; Ariidae. Gene Ontology annotation, biological process: regulation of transcription by RNA polymerase II. Gene Ontology annotation, molecular function: DNA-binding transcription factor activity, RNA polymerase II-specific; RNA polymerase II transcription regulatory region sequence-specific DNA binding; protein dimerization activity. The transcript is spliced from 11 exons.
GUCGGACAGAUCAUCUGUGAGCUCCUGUGUCUGUGAUGAGUCGCUGAAGAGGACACCACAGGUCGGAAGUGGAGCUCAUUGAUGUAACACCGUUUCCCCGGAGCUCAGGAACCGCAGCUGAAGUUUAAGGUGGGCUUUUAUUAUGCGCAGCGGUGUUGCGACGUGUCAGAAAUGAAGGAGAAGUCCAAGAAUGCAGCGAAAACGAGACGAGAGAAAGAAAACGGGGAGUUUUACGAGCUUGCCAAGCUCCUGCCUUUGCCCUCGGCUAUCACCUCGCAGCUGGAUAAGGCCUCCAUCAUCAGACUGACCUCCAGCUACCUGAAGAUGAGGGCUGUGUUUCCCGACGGUGUGGGGGAAGCCUGGGGUGAAGCGGCGCGCUGCAGUCCGCUUGACUCUGUGGCCAAAGAGCUCGGAGCGCACCUGCUGCAGACUCUGGAUGGCUUUGUGUUUGUUGUUGCCUCUGACGGUAAAAUCAUGUACAUCUCUGAGACGGCCUCAGUUCACCUUGGCUUAUCGCAGGUCGAGCUGACGGGUAACAGCAUAUUCGAGUACAUCCAUCCGUCCGACCAUGACGAGAUGACCGCAGUGCUGAGCGCUCACCAGCCGCUUCACCCGCACUUUCUCCCAGAGUACGAGAUGGAGCGAUCCUUCUUCCUCAGGAUGAAGUGUGUAUUAGCCAAGCGGAACGCAGGCCUGACGUGCGGCGGUUACAAGGUGAUUCACUGCAGUGGUUAUCUAAAGAUUCGCCAGUACAUGAUGGAGGUGUGUCUCUACGAGUCCUGCUAUCAGAUCGUGGGUCUGGUGGCCGUGGGUCACUCUCUGCCUCCGAGCGGCAUCACCGAGAUCAAACUCCACAGCAACAUGUUCAUGUUCCGCGCCAGCCUCGACCUCAAGCUCAUCUUCCUCGACAGCAGAGUGGCCGAGCUGACCGGUUAUGAGCCGCAGGACUUGAUCGAGAAAACCCUGUACCAGCACGUCCAUGGCUGUGACGUGUUCCACCUGAGAUACGCACACCACUUACUACUGGUGAAAGGGCAGGUCACCACAAAGUAUUACCGCAUGUUGUCCAAGCAUGGCGGCUGGGUCUGGGUUCAAAGUUACGCCACCAUCGUGCACAACAGCCGCUCAUCUCGGCCGCACUGCAUCGUUAGCGUCAACUACGUUCUCACAGAUAUUGAGUAUAAGGACUUGCAGUUGUCUCAGGAGCAGAUGAGGUCCAGACCUGUCCUGUCCUAUAAGAGCUCGCACUCUCCUCCACAGGACUUGCGCAAACAGUUCAAAGCCAAAACACCCAGAGUGAAAACCAAACCCAAAACGUCCCCAUACCCACAGCUCUCCGAUAAGUUGGAAUCCCCUCCAGGAGGCAGCUGGAAGUCAAGUCCUCCAUGCAGCCUCUCAGCCAGCCAGGAAAAGAGUCCCGUCUCGCUGUCCAACCCUGAGCCGGGCGAGAUGUUCCCCUAUAGUCUGUCGCUGCCGUACUCGUGCGCACAAGCUCACACACGCCUCCGUGAGGACUGCAGGAAGCUGCAGCCAGUGACGAGUUCUCCUGAGCAGGAAGAGUGUCAGCUUCUCUCAGGCCCAGUGGUCCAUCGAGACGAACACUGGGGCAACACAGGAUCCCCUAAACACCCUUUAAAUCCGCACGCACUCGGCACAAAACCUUUACACAACGGCAGCCCCAUCACCUCAUCAUACAGCAACAGUUAUGCAGACUGCGGGACAGCGGCCAGGAGAUUCAGCAGCGAUUCUCUCCAUGAAAACUUCAGCAGCUGCUCGUCUUCCUCCAGACCUAGCAGCCGCUUCAAAGAGGAGCCAUACGAACAUCUCUCCAUUAGCCAUAGCAGGCCACAGAGCCAUCUUCACACUCCUAUACAGGGACCUGGGGAGGCCAGGAAACUCGGUAAAGACUCCGCAGAGAGGGCCGAGAUGGCAGUGCCAUGCCGGCUGUUGAGUAAGAGCACCUACGAUCAGCCACGUGUGUGCCAGGGACUCCAGAACCUUAGCCAGAACUUUCCCAUGCAGAUGAUGUUGGAACAGAAACGUAGGUUGCACAUGAUUGAGACACCAUACGACAACCCCCAGGGGCAGCAACAAUCAACUCGUGGGCACUGUGAUGCCACCAGGGGUGACGACAGGACAGUACUGAAGGGACAAGCUCCAUACGUGUCUUUGAACUUUCACCAGGUUCUGGCUAAGCACAGCCCCUUCCAAGCCGUCCCGUAUUCACUCGGGCGCCUGACGGACAGCUACAGCUACCGGGGGGAGGAACUCAAUCCCUAUUUGUACAGGGGUCAGAGCCCUGCCUCCCGCCCUUCCCCUGAGAACCAUGGCCAAAUUCCGCACUACAUUGGCACCUCGGUUAUCAUCAGCAACGAGAGGUGACAUGCUCAGGGUCAAAUGUCAGGGGUCAGAUACUAAGGAUGCUAAAACUCUUGCGACAGCAGGUUGCAAAUGAACGCAAAUUCAGACACAGCUGCACUCAUGCAAGCCAAUCCUAGACUGGAGCGACACAUUACUUCAGGUACUGAACAUAUUCUAUUUUUGCAAGCCGCACAGCCAACACCGAGCAUCGUAGCGAGACGACCGGGCUGGCGAUAUUUGUGAAAAUGCUGAGAACUGGUACGUUAUUUGGGAAUUUUUUUUUUAUUUGAAUGGCCUCCUAGUUGCUGAACAAACAUGCAACUGAAUAUGCAAGAGCAUAUCGCUCAGUGUGAACUGAAACCUAAAUAAUCUAACUGUAGGUUCGAUUUGAACUAAAUAUGAUCAAAAUCCUGAUGUUCUAUUUAAAUCAAUGUCAUGAUGCGCAGACUGUUAACACCCACCAACGAGAAUUAUGAUUUUUUUUUUUUUUUAAAGUUUAUACCUGGCAUGAUGGGUAUGAUACGUGAACAAUGAAAACAAAAUGUACCAAUUAAGGUUUUUUUUUCUGUCAUUUAUUUGAAGCUGGAACAAAAUAAAUAAAUAAACCAACAGAACAUAAUAUCUUAUGCAACAUCGGAACAAAAUAUGCUCACUGCCUCGUGAAGAGAAGAUUAAAAAUUUCUCAGACCUUGCUUGCUUCAAGUUUUGUGUUGCCUAACAACCAGUAAUCCACAUUUAAAGUUGAAAAGCCUUAGAUUGUAGCCAAGAAGGUGCACAGAAUACCAAUUGUGCUUGAUCACAAAGAAACGAUGCUGUGUUUAUUUCUGACACUGCUUUGACUUAUUUGUGACGAACGUAAAUUACAUCCAAAAGAUACGGAAAAUGAUGAAAAGGUACUUUGAAUCUGAAUAAUAAUAAUAAUAAAAAGA